Messenger RNA from Suillus subaureus, 372 nucleotides. RefSeq lists its product as uncharacterized. The transcript has a single exon. The record is from RefSeq and is a predicted model, not a curated record. The annotation marks the transcript as partial. Lineage: Eukaryota; Fungi; Basidiomycota; Agaricomycetes; Boletales; Suillaceae.
ACCAGUGAAAGCCUCAAGAUCUGGCAGCAGAAUCUCCAGAAAUCCCUCAAUGCCUGGGAACAUAUGCUUAGAAACCUUGACCUGAACAUAUACAACAUAGCAUGUAUACAAGAACCCUACCUCAACCCUGUAAAUCUCGCCAAUGCCUCCAACCUCAAACAGUACUGGGACAUCAUCUACCCAACUGACCACCACGCCAACACCAACAGAUCACAAACAAUCAUUCUAGUCAACAAGAAACUAUCAAAGAACAACUGGCAUAUGGUCCCAAUCAAGUCCCCCAACAUCAUGGCCAUCAAACUCAUAGGACAAUUUGGAAAGGUAUGCAUAUAUAACAUAUACAACCCCUGCAAGAGCGAUACGACCCUUCAC